UUUAAAAAUAUUGACCAGGAUAGGGCUAAGAACAGAGUCCUAGAGAACGCAUGUAGCUAUUAUUCACUACUUUUUAGGAAGCUUCAGACUUAGUGCCCAACCUCAACUUUCUCCUCCUUCCUUGGUAAUUCCAUGGUGCCCCUUCUCUGCUGCUUCAACAUUUUUUUGCACACCCACCAUGUUGCUUCAGUCCUUCUUCCCAUCCCAAUCUAGGAUCUACACAGGACACGGAGGUUGAGGGCAUCAUAAAUGCCAGAAGCAGUGGGUGCUAUGGAGGGACUCUACAAAGAAAAGUUUGAGUCAGCCAUGGGAAUGACCCUGGCAGAUGGACUGUGGUCAAGGGGUACAAGAAAAGAAAUUAAAAGAAGCCAAGGCAGAGCCAAGGAUGGGGGAUAGUGAAGGCACUCCAGUGCCUGAGGGAAACCUUCAAAGAGAUGACUGUGAGUGGUUAGUCACCCCCUCCGCCUUCCCCUAGCCUGGAAGUCUGAGUUGUCCCAAGGAGUACUCAGUACUCUCUGGGUGGAAAAAGGAGUUCACCCCAACAACCUUCCUUGCCAUUCUUCUGUUCCCUUCCCUUUCCUUUCUCUUCAAAGUGGUUUCCCUUGGGAAUUUGCAUCUGUUCCCUCUGUACUUGAUUGCCAGCCUGUGGGCAAGUCAGUAUUUGCAUGUACACUUCCUCAUCCUGUGGCUGGAGGUGGGGGACCAGACUUUAGAGCCCCUUCCUUUUCAGUGUGAGGGACCAGGCCUACUUCUGGAGUAGAGUCCUCUUGGCUUGGUAGUAGGGUUGGGGGUUGGGGACUGGAGAAAAAACCUUUGGGUCCUUAGGUCAGUGGUCACUGAAGCCUUGGCCUCUAUAUGAGCAUUGAAAAGAUUAAGUUCUUUUUCUGAAGACUGUCUGUCCUACCCUCCCCCUCCUACCUCAUCAUCCCUGCGGUUGGAAAAUCUCUACCCCCCCCCAACCCCCAGGCUGAAGAAACCUCACUUCUCACUCUCUCCCCAGAGGGAGCUUUUUGCUUUUUCCAUCACGUGUUUUCCUGUGGGGCUGGGCAGCCCUGGGGUUAACUGUUUCCUCUAGGGAACAGGUUGGUGGGGGGGGUGGAGUUGAGGAGAUGUUGGGGAAAGGUUCCAGUUCUGCUUUCUGUCCUGACCUCUCCACCCUGAAGCACCCAAUCUCUCCCUCUCUCCACUGUGAUGGGAUCUUGGGGUCCUCCACAUUAUCCCCUCAGUUCUCGGCUGUCCCCCGGGGCUAUCUCCCAGGACUUUCUUCCUCAUGUGACUUCCUGUCUUUCCUAAUCUUUGUUUAUUUGACAGAGAUUACUAUGAGUUUGGCAUACAGAAAAUGCUUAAUAAUAAACAUUUGUUAAGUUGUUGAAUCUACUAUUUCUGCCUACAGCUUCACUGCUCCAUCUUUCUUCACCUCAUGUUACCCUGCUUCCCAUCAUCUUCCUAUCUCAGCCUGAGGGUCCUCGUCUCUGUUUCCAGAUCUGAUGUUUCGUCUGUCUCUGAGUUUCUCCUUUGUCUCUCUUAGUCUUGCCCAGUCUCUGUCUUCUUAACGCUUUUCCUUUCUCUGGGUCUGUUUCCCCCUUUUCUGAUCUCAUUUCUCCCCCCAACUCUCUGCCGCCCUCGCUUAUUCUGUCCCAUCAGGUGGUACCACGGCCACAUGUCUGGGGCCCAGGCUGAGACGCUGCUUCAGGCCAAGGGUGAACCCUGGACGUUUCUGGUCCGUGAGAGCCUGAGCCAACCUGGUCAUUUUGUGCUGUCUGUACUCAGUGACCAGCCCAAGGCUGGACUGGGCUCCCCACUCAGGGUCACUCAUAUCAAAGUGAUGUGUGAGGCUAGCCGUUACACUGUGGGUGGCUCUGAGACCUUUGACAGCCUCACUGACCUGGUGGAACAUUUCAAGAAAACAGGAAUUGAGGAGGCCUCAGGUGCCUUUGUCUACCUGCGACAGCCAUAUUAUGCCACAAGAGUGAAUGCAGCUGACAUAGAAAACCGGGUCUUGGAAUUGAACAAGAAACAGCAGUCAGAGGAAACAUCCAAAGCUGGAUUCUGGGAGGAGUUUGAGGGUCUUCAGAAGCAGGAGGUUAAAAAUUUGUAUGAUCGGCAUGAGGGGCAGAGACCUGAGAAUAAGAGCAAGAACCGAUACAAGAACAUUCUCCCUUUUGAUCACACCAGGGUAAUCCUGCAAGGUCGAGACAGCAACAUCCCAGGGUCUGAUUACAUCAACGCCAAUUAUGUCAAGAACCAGCUGGUGAGUGCGGAUGAAAAUGCCAAGAUCUACAUCGCCAGCCAAGGCUGUUUGGAUGCCACAGUUAAUGACUUCUGGCAGAUGGUGUGGCAGGAAAACUCCCAAGUUAUUGUCAUGACUACCCGGGAGGUGGAGAAGGGUCGGAACAAGUGUGUCCCUUACUGGCCUGAAGUUGGGACGCAACGGUCAUACGGCCUAUACUCUGUUUUCAAUUGCAAGGAACACGACACCCCUGAGUAUAAGGUCCGGAGCCUGCAGGUCUCCCCACUGGACAAUGGAGACUUGGUGAGGAAGAUUUGGCACUACCAGUACCUGAGCUGGCCUGACCAUGGGGUGCCCAGUGAACCCGGAGGCGUCCUCAGCUUCCUGGACCAGAUCAACCAGCAACAGGAGAGGCUGCCCCAUGCAGGGCCUAUCAUAGUACACUGCAGUGCUGGCAUUGGACGAACUGGGACCAUCAUUGUUAUCGACAUGAUCAUGGAGGCCAUUUCCACGAAAGGUCUGGACUGUGACAUUGACAUCCAGAAAACCAUCCAGAUGGUUCGGGCCCAGCGUUCAGGGAUGGUACAGACAGAGGCCCAGUAUAAGUUCAUCUACAUGGCUAUUGCACAAUUCAUUGAGACCACCAAGAGGAAACUAGAUGUCUUGCAGUCUCAAAAAGGCCAGGUGGAGUCAGAGUACGGGAACAUUGGGUACCCUCCAGCCAUGAGGAAUGCCCAUGCCAAGGCCUCCCGGACCUCCUCAAAACCCCGGGAGGAUAUGUAUGAGAACCUGCAGGGCAAGACUAAGAAGGAGGAAAAGAUGAAGAAACAGCGGUCAGCUGAAAAGGAGAAGAGCAAAGGUUCUGUGAAGAAGAAAUGACCGCAUAGAGAUUCUAUGCCUGAUCCCAAACACCAGAAGACAUCUACUUCCAGUGACUUACGACACAACCUCUUCUCCCCCUCCUCCCAUUCCGGUAUUUAUUCCUUGGCCUCCCCCCUCCCUCCCUUUCAAUCAGCCCUUUUCUAAUUUAAUAGCUUUACCUCCACCCCCUUUGCCUACACUGGCCAUUGUACAUAGCCCAUGGAAGCUGAGGGGACCCCAGCUAUUCCCCAUCCUUGUAAAUAAAGCCCCCCAUAAUUUGG
Messenger RNA from Vombatus ursinus (common wombat), 3372 nucleotides. RefSeq names its product protein tyrosine phosphatase, non-receptor type 6 (gene PTPN6). Gene Ontology annotation, biological process: protein dephosphorylation. Gene Ontology annotation, molecular function: protein tyrosine phosphatase activity. Bases 1661 to 3109 code for a protein of 482 amino acids. The transcript has 13 exons. Lineage: Eukaryota; Metazoa; Chordata; Mammalia; Diprotodontia; Vombatidae. The record is from RefSeq and is a predicted model, not a curated record.